Molecule: messenger RNA, 537 nt
Organism: Botrytis deweyae
Lineage: Eukaryota; Fungi; Ascomycota; Leotiomycetes; Helotiales; Sclerotiniaceae
Exons: 1
Coding region: 1-537 (178 amino acids)
Source: RefSeq, a predicted model, not a curated record
AUGAAACAGUUGUCAAUUACAAACUUCUUUGGCAACAAUGAAAUCUCCAUUUCACCUCAAGAUGCCUCCAGAACUACGACUACAAUAUCCAAACAAUUUGAACCAUCUCCGACCUCUGAGAUAAUUGAACCUUCGACGCCCCAUGGCUUCAAUUACUCCAAGUCUCCCACACCGUUAGAGGAAUCAGUUGAAUCUGCCACAAUUUCUCUGGAGUCUGAAAAUACCAUUUCACCAGAGUCGAAUACGGAAAGACCAGGAAACAUUUCGGUGCUCGAUUUUGAUCAGAGAGAUGGUAAUGAAAUAGAGCUUUUCCUUGCUUGUAGUCGUCAGGUAUUCAACGAAAGGUUCAACAUUCUCGGAGAUGAUUUGGAUGAAAUUAAUUACGACUCUGAAGAAGACAUGGAUGACUAUGGAGAAGACCUGGAUGACUUCUCAUUAUUCGAAGAAAGAGUUGUCAAUGUGUUAAAAGCAACAACACGAUGUUAUAUGUCAGAUCAGUGGCACGAGUUCAUUGAAAUGAGGACCUCAACCCAAUGA